This is a messenger RNA of Fusarium subglutinans, 3045 nucleotides long. RefSeq lists its product as uncharacterized. The coding region runs from base 1 to 3045 and encodes 1014 amino acids. The record is from RefSeq and is a predicted model, not a curated record. Lineage: Eukaryota; Fungi; Ascomycota; Sordariomycetes; Hypocreales; Nectriaceae. The transcript has a single exon.
AUGAUGGCCCCCCCCGCUGAUUAUCCGCUCCAAACACAACACGAGACCAGCCCAACCAGUCAAUUACAAUUCAAAAAGCACAAGAUUCUUCCACGACCUCGAUCCGAAAGGACCUCCGAAUUACCGAUUCGAGUUUCUAGCCCUUUAAUCAGACAUGACCUGGCUACCAACAGUUCUGUUUCUGGCAAUGGAAAGCAUCCAUCGAGCCCACGAACUCUCAAACAUCAGUCGCGAAGGAUAAGUAGUGGUCCAGAUCUACCACCAACCCCGCCGAGACAUUCGCGCCAGCCGUCGGAGAACUCUUCUGGCAAGACAAAUAGCCCAGCUGCGACCGAUAUCGCAUUACGAACUCCCCAGCCAUCACAUCUGCGUCCACCCACCACGCCUCCUAAUCAGAAGAGCCCGCCUACGCCCGAUGUGACGCCGCCUCAUUCCACAAGUCGCCCGCAAUUACUAAGGCCCAUUGCUAGUGACCGUGCUGGUUCAAGUACUACAGCUGGUGAAUCGCAAUCUGGUUCCUUCACAACUGCGCGAGAAGAGCCUUUAUCAUCCGAAGACGAAGACAAGUCUGUUGUCAAUCAGAGUUCACGACCAACUGUACGCAAGAUCUUUGACCCAGAUUCUCGUGUCGACAGGUCUGAAAACCUCGGUUUGGCUUUGGGCAACCUGGCACCUCACUCGGAAGGGAGCAGUACGUCCAGGUCACCAGCAGGAGAUUGGGCUCAUAACGACAGCGACUGGGGCUCUGUCAGUGAGGUAGAGCAAGAAUGGGACCACAAUUUGCAAAGACUGGUGACUGUGAAGAAGAGGCCUGAAGCACUUCUUAUGCCUCGUUUAAGCCCAAACAGGGCGAGAGUCGUGGAGCCCAACUCAAUCAUACCGACACAAGCAGCUAAAGCUGUGCGCGGAAUGCCUUUGCACCAAACGACAGAGACACCGACGGAGACACUUCCGCGAGGCACCUCGAGCCGUGAUAUCCCCCCCUCGGCUACAUCAACCACAAUCGCAACCUCUGACCCACGUAGGAUGUCGGCCGUCUCUACUAAAUCCACUGUCUCGACUGUUGUGGAGGCCUAUCUUUUGGACACAGUCCCCAAGAGGCAGAGGACAUUGCGUCAUGUGCGAAAACAGACCAUUCUGAGAGACUCCACCAAUGAGUCUUCCACCUCAAUCGGAACCUCUCCAAAGUCGGACAGAUCGCGUACUGAUUCAUGCGAUCGAAACCGUUCAAUUGCUCCGAAGUCAGAAAGCCAAUACUCGAACGCGACACUUAAUUCUAUCUCCAGCAGUAGGGCUCGACGCGAAGUCUGGAAAGCAGGGGGCAUACCUGUGGUGGUUGUUCCUAGUCGACUAUCAUCACACAAAACCAAGUCCAGAGAGCCGUCACUGAGGUCGCACUCUAGCCGAAAGUCGAGCCGCACCACCAGCGCCAGCCCUACGCUGAACGGUAGAUCAACGAAAGAUGAGCCUCCCAUUGUGCGGCGUCAAUUGAGAGGUCGAUCUUACUCCACGUCCGAAAGCUCUGAUGAGAGAACCAUGGACUACCCACCUAUCGUGCCUGCUCGCUCGUCCUCUCUAUCGGCUCCUACUAGCCGUAACGGUUCAAGAGCCAGUUCCCUGACAACGGAGAGUAUGAAGCUUCAUAACGCCUUGCAGGAAUACCUGAACAAGAAGAAGGACAUACCUAGAGUGCCCGAUCUUCGCUUCUCAGAAGACACGCCAGGGGCACGAACGUUUUCCAAUGCCUCAGAAAGUCACCGUCGGUCAGGUUCUGAACGCCAUGACGACUUCUUGAACACAAAGGGACAUGGCUCACAAAACACUCCAUUUUCGUUGGCUUCAGUCGAUACAAAUGGGACCAAUCCAGUGGUAUCAGAAGCGCUCGCAGUGCAGAUGUACCCACACCAGAACUCGUCCCUAUUGAUGAUAGAUCAUUCGACGAAACCCUCUGAGUCGCCAGACGAGACCCAAUCGGAGGCAGAGGAAGAUCUGGAUGUGCCAAUGCCGACUGAUUCCUCGGAGGACAUUCCAACCACACCUCCUCAGCCAAAGUUUUCUCUUGACGAUGUCGACUCUCCUCUCCGAAAUCCGCGAGCGCCUCCCGAGCCACCUAGCCACCCACCAGUUAUCAACUUCAUCCCUGCCACCCCAUCAGGAACGACUCCAGCUCAUGAGAAAAUGGCACAAAUGGGCAACUACUUUGAGUCGAUGAACGAAAAACCCCCUCGUCGUCCUUCUGUGGUACGCCGCGCUUUCAAUCGUACACGACGCCACUCGGUUGAUUAUACAUCGUCCACUCGAAGACCUUCGAGCUUCUUGUCGCGCACUCUGUCCCUUUCGCGUAUCGGGAGGAUAAGAGGAAUGCCCACUAUGGAACGUGAACCAGCGUAUCUUGGCUCCGACGAUAGCCCCGUGGAAGAAAACAAAUUGCACCCUUUUUGGCGCCCUCAGUGGUCUAGUGAGGACUCAGACGAGUGCGACGGAUACUGUGACGAUGACUGUGAUCUGCACUGGUCAGAUGAACUCCGUGAUCAGACCUACCAAUAUCCUCCGGUAGACAACCGACCGAAAGGACCUCAGAGAAGCUUCAGUGCCAGGAUGAAGCGCACAUUUGCCGUCCUGCCGCCUCGUGAUGGUUCCUACUACACUAGCUAUGAUUGGCCCACUACGGAGCGUCGCACUAUUGGGCGAACUCCAAGUGGUAACCUCCGAGUCAUGAGACAUCGGUCCAGUGUUGAAUCUCUACGACGAAACUACAACGAUGACGAGAGGCCACAUUCGGCGGAUGGGGAAGUUAAAAGAUCAUUCUGGCGAGCCAAUAACAUGCACAGGCGCGCUAAUAAAGAAAAGAGAAGGCUUUCCCUGGGAAGCAAAUUAGAGGAGUUGCAGAACCUCCCGCGCAAAUUCAGCGAGAGGCGGCGUGAGAAGCGAUCACAAGAACUUCGCAAGAAGAUAAGUGGGCCAAAGGAAGUUCGUGAUGGGGUUGGAGAAGUCAUCAGAUCGAGCGCAGCUCGCGAUCAUUACAAGUCUCUCAAUAGGAACUGA